Daldinia decipiens is the source of this 1080-nucleotide messenger RNA. RefSeq lists its product as uncharacterized. Gene Ontology annotation, biological process: transmembrane transport. Lineage: Eukaryota; Fungi; Ascomycota; Sordariomycetes; Xylariales; Hypoxylaceae. The transcript is spliced from 11 exons. Bases 1 to 1080 code for a protein of 359 amino acids. Gene Ontology annotation, molecular function: transmembrane transporter activity. The record is from RefSeq and is a predicted model, not a curated record.
AUGUCCUAUAAUAUCCACGAGCAACUUAGCCAUACAGCCACAUUGUUGCUCGUUCUAUAUUUCAUGGUGUCUAUCUUCAUUGCUGCUUUCGAGCAGACAAUUGUCGCAACUGCAAAACUAGUUCUACUCGCGGCUAUCGUCGUGUUCUUCGUCGUCUCUCUCAUAGGAGCGCUUGCAAAUAAAAUAACACGCUCAUCUGGUCGAAGCAAGUAUUAUGGUAUACUAGGUGUGACUUGGGGAUUGGCUUGUGACCUAAGCCCCGUCGUUUGCGGUGCUUUUGCUGAAUUCGUAUCUUGGAAGUGGUGCUUCUGGGUCAACUUACCAAUUGUUGGUCUAGCUGGCAUAUUCGUGAUUUUCUUCCCCAAGGUCCAUACGCCCAAGACUCCCACCAUCGAGGGUCUCCUAGCAACGGGCUGGCUUGGCAUGGUAACAAUUGUAGGUGCUAUCGUGAUGUUCUUACUAGAAUUAGCUACGGAGGGGCGGUUGAACCAUGGGACUCUUCCGUCUGGAAAGUGGCCAGAUACAUCAAUUACUCCGCCGAGGCUUUUUCAGUCGAAUUCUAAUAUUGCCCCAUUUGGGAUUCCUUAUAUCCACGACAAAACCUUUAUGGCCGUCCUUGGUGCGAGUCCGAGCAUGUCGGGUGUUUAUCUCCUACCAGUCGCUGUCAUACUAUGUGUCGUAUCGAGCCUGAUAGGUGUCUAUAUCAGUAAGUCGGGUAGAUAUCGAUUGCCAAUUUACUGGGGAUUUCCCUUGAUGAUUAUAGGAAUUGGUCUCUAUAUCAUUUCCCAAGAUUAUUUUUCUCUUACAAAGCCUGCAGACAUUGUAAGUGCGGCGGCGACAUUCCUUUUCAUGCGCGAUAUGGCAACAGCUAUCUCCGGUGCACUAAAUAUUAUCCCAACUUUACCCCAUGCUGAAUGGAUUUUAUAUACUGCACUUGGAGCUGUUGGGAUGUUCUUGAGCUUGCUUAUCAGGAAGCAAAUAUUUUCUAGGAAAUAUAAAAUCUGCAAGACGGGGUUAAAGACACAAGAAGAUGCUCGUUUGGAGGAGGCCGAAAAUAAAAGGGUUAGUGCGAAUAUAUAA